AGCUUGAACAACUGAAGAAACAAGUUCAAAGUCAAGGGGAUAUGAUCAAAGCACUUGGAAAACAAAAUCUAGGUGACCACUCCAAAUUAAUUUCUAUACCAUUAGCUAAUAUGCUAAACUAAUCUUCCCACAAGUUCGAGUAUACUGUAUAUUAAAAAGUGUAUAUUCGUUUUUUGCUCUAAUUUAAUUGUAAUCCUGCAGAUUUUAUGAAAAAUGUUGUCAACAAUUUUAUUAUAGCCUAUACAAUGUUUGUUGCUGUCACAUAUAUUAAGCCGUUUUAUAUUUUGCAGCUUGCUAUAUAUAGUUAUUCUUGCUAGUUAUUCAGUAAUAAAUAUAUAGUAAAUUCGUUAUCUUAAGGUUACAAAACACCUUGAUUUAAUAUUGGUAAAAAUUGAUAAAAAUCGGAGUGAUCGGACCAAUAUUGAGAGGGUAUAUGCAUGCAUGAGAAAGGAUUUUAUGCCCGAGAGCCGCGGCUCCCCUUUAAUUGAUAUUUACUAUCUGAUGGAGGUGGCAGAGUGCAUUAUAGGCGUGCGCGCCUCAGGUGAAUUGUUUCCGAUCAAGAGCUUUAAAUAAUAGCUUUUACAAGCAAAAGAAACCGAAACGAAAAUUUCUUAUGUUUUACAGAUAUUGCGAACCGCAUUGCCAUGUUACAUCCUUCAACUUGUUCAAUGUUGCGAAAACAAUGUCCUUCAUCAACAAGUGGAAUGUAUGAUUUCAAUCCUCAUGAAUGCAAGGCACUCAAUUCAUCAUCGUCGCCACAAGUAUACUGUGAUAUGACGUCAAAGAAUGGUGUUGGUGUGACAGUGAUUGGACAUGACAGUGAAUCGAGGACACUUGUGAAGGAACAUGAAUCUCCAGGUUCUUACAAGCGAGAUAUUAAAUAUAACAUUCCACUGGAACAGAUUCUUGCCAUUAUCAAUCAGUCCAAGAAUUGUGAGCAGUUUAUAAAAUAUGAAUGUUUCCAUAGUGUCCUUUGGUCAAAAGGAGGAACACAUUAUGGUUGGUGGGUAUCACGUCAAGGUUCACAGAUGAAUUACUGGGGUGGAGCGGCAGUCGACAGUGGAAAAUGUGCAUGUGGAAUGACCAACAGCUGUGUCGGCGGAGGAAGGUGUAAUUGUGACAAGAAUGACCAGGCUUGGCGUGCAGACAGUGGAUAUCUGACAGACAAGAAAACAUUGCCUGUUACUGAACUGAGAUUUGGAGAUACCGGUCAUACAAAAAAACCAUACAGAGAAUCAGGAUAUCACACAUUGGGAAAAUUGCGAUGCUGGGGUUAGGAUCGAAGAACGUAUUUUCAGGGAUAAUAUACUGAAACGUUAUUGAUUAGACGUUAAAAACACAUUUGAUUAGUAGUGUAGAAUGCGUUUUUGGUAGAUUUGGUAAAAGUGCUCAAUCAUAGCCUAAAUAGUUUAGCAAAAAAGUAUAGAACUCAAUAUGAAAUGAUUAUUAAUAGCUAACAAUGUGCACACUGUGGGUAGUUAUACCAGACUAUUCACUUCGUUCACAAAGUUAGUACCGUAUACUUAAUCAAUAUACAUAUGAAGCUUAUCAAACUUUAUAUAAACUUUAAAAUAACUCGGUCUGAAUUAUGUUUAAUCUAAAUAGAAUGAUACAAUUAACUGUCGCAUUGCAUGGAAUCUAAAUUGAAAAGAAU
Messenger RNA from Paramuricea clavata, 1654 nucleotides. Lineage: Eukaryota; Metazoa; Cnidaria; Anthozoa; Malacalcyonacea; Plexauridae. The record is from the annotation of a GenBank genome assembly.